This is a messenger RNA of Rhagoletis zephyria (snowberry fruit fly), 1008 nucleotides long. Its product is annotated as serine protease persephone-like. Gene Ontology annotation, molecular function: serine-type endopeptidase activity. Gene Ontology annotation, biological process: proteolysis. NCBI's taxonomy places the organism in Eukaryota, Metazoa, Arthropoda, Insecta, Diptera, Tephritidae. The record is from RefSeq and is a predicted model, not a curated record.
AUGGACGCAAUGCAACUUACCAGCAAAAACAGUCUAGCUACUAGUACAACUACAGUGAAGCCGCCGGAAUUCGUCACCAUUUCAUCGAAAACAAUUCGAGAUAUGUUAGCCGCACUAACAGCAGACGAACGGACACAGAGAUUAAGAGAUCUGAUCAAAGAGGCAGGAUUUGGGGCCGGAGGCCGAAGACCAGCAGCGAGUAAUUUGACGCGAACGCGUGCCUCUGAUCGGCCAGCUGAUCGUGCAUGUAGAGAGAUUGAAAAGGAUCUUAUGCCAAAUUCAGUAGUUCAUAUACUUGGCGGCGAACCCGUAGCCUUUGCAGAGUAUCCACAUGUGGCUAAAAUUGUCUAUGACGUAGAUGACGUGACGUGCGGUGGGACAUUGAUCGACAAACGUUUCGUUCUGACUGCUGCUCACUGCAUAGAAACGAGGGGCAGUAAAGCUUUGAAAGUCAUUUUGGGUGUGACGGACUUUAAUGAUGCCGAACAAUGGCAAACACGACUCGAGGUGGAUAUUAAAGCCACCUAUGUACACGAGAACUAUUCAAGCUUUUUCAAUUAUUUUGAUAUUGGCUUGAUUGAAUUGGCUAAAGAUGCUGAAUAUAGUGUCAAGGUUUACCCAACUUGCCUGCACACUGAUCUUACGGAUCUGCCGGAUAACACCGAACUGAUUGUGACCGGUUGGGGAGUCACCGAAAAUAAGACAACUUCAGCUCGCUUGUUGGCAGCCAAGCUAAAUACGGUACCGCUUGCACAAUGCAACAUUAGUUAUACAGAUCAGAUGGCGCAUGAGACGCAGCUUUGUGCCUUUGCUCCGGGGCGAGAGGCUUGUUGGGGUGACUCAGGCGGUCCAUUGCAACUAAUCAAAGACAAAUGGUUGGGUAAAUAUAGAGUUGUUGGCGUCGUUUCAUUUGGCUUAGUUUGUGGCACAAAGUUACCGGGUGUCUACACAAAGGUGGCAGGGUUUUUGGACUUUAUCGAAAGCAUUGUUUGGCCUGAUGGCAGAUAA